AUGUCAGUUCCUGUAUAUCCUUGCAAUUCCGACAAAUUGCCAAAAUCAUUGGCUGCUAAAUGCCCUGUCAUCAUCAAAGGGUUCGAAAAGGCCUUUGGUACAAAACCUGACUUUGUUGCCAGAUCUCCAGGUAGAGUGAAUUUGAUCGGUGAACAUAUUGACUAUGCCGAUUUCUCUGUUUUACCUUUGGCUAUUGACGUCGACAUGUUGUUGGCUGUUAAGGCUUUGGAUGACAAAAAGCCUUCUAUUACUUUGGCCAAUGCGGACUCUAGAUUUAGCGAGAGAAAGUUUGACCUACCAUUGGAUGGGUCUUACGUCACCAUCGACCCAACGAUCUCCGACUGGUCUAACUACUUCAAGUGUGGUCUACAUGUUGCUGUUGAAUACUUGAAGAAAAUUGCACCAGAAAAGUUUGCCAAGGCCCCUGUUAAGGGUCUACAAGUUUACUGUCAAGGUAAUGUCCCAACUGGUUCCGGUCUUUCCUCCUCUGCUGCCUUCAUUUGUGCCGUCGCUUUGGCUGUCAUCAGAGUAAAUAUGGGCGACUCUUACGAAGUGUCCAAGAACGACUUGACGAAAAUAACAGUUGUUGCCGAGCAUUUGGUCGGUGUUAACAACGGUGGUAUGGACCAAGCCGCCUCUGUUUGUGGUGAAGAGGACCACGCGUUGUACGUUGAAUUCAAGCCGGAAUUGAAGGCUACACCAUUCAAAUUCCCAAAUUUGAAAAACACUGAGGUUACCUUCGUCAUCGCUAACACUUUGGUAGUUUCCAACAAGCAAGAGACCGCUCCAACCAACUACAAUCUGAGAGUCGUUGAGGUUGUUGCCGCCGCCAACAUCUUGGCCAAGAAAUAUGGUGUUGUCUUGAAGCAUGACGGCCCAUCCAAUUUGAACAAGGGUAACUUGAGAGACUUUGUGAAUGCAUACUAUGCAAAGUACAUGAAUGUCGCGGAACCUUGGAACGGCGAGAUCACUUCUGGUAUCGAACGUUUGACCAAGAUGUUGGAACUGGUCGAAGAAACCUUCGGUGCCAAGAAAAGUGGUUACACUGUUGACGACGCUGCCUCUGCUCUGGGUAUUUCCAGCGAGGAAUUCACCAAGGAAUACUUGACUUCAUUCCCAGUCAGAUUUGACACUUUGAAAUUAUACCAGAGAUCCAAGCACGUUUAUGCGGAAGCUUUGAGAGUCUUGAAGGCUUUGAAGGUUAUGACCGGCUCUUCGUUUACCAAGGAUGAAGACUUCUUCCGUGAGUUUGGUAAUUUGAUGAACGAGUCCCAGGAAUCAUGCGACAAGCUGUACAACUGUUCCUGUUCCGAGAUCGACAGUCUUUGUCAGAUCGCCUUGAACAACGGGUCUGCCGGUUCACGUCUAACUGGUGCCGGUUGGGGUGGCUGUACGGUCCACUUGGUUCCAAUCGAAAAGGUGGACCAGGUCAAGAAGGCAUUGAUCGACCAAUACUACAAAGUCAAAUACCCAAAGAUUACAGACGAAGAACUAAAGGAGGCCAUCAUUGUUUCCAAGCCAGCACUAGGUUCCUGUGUAUGCACUUUGUGA
Huiozyma naganishii CBS 8797 is the source of this 1551-nucleotide messenger RNA. RefSeq names its product galactokinase (gene GAL1). Lineage: Eukaryota; Fungi; Ascomycota; Saccharomycetes; Saccharomycetales; Saccharomycetaceae. Gene Ontology annotation, molecular function: ATP binding; galactokinase activity. Gene Ontology annotation, biological process: carbohydrate phosphorylation; galactose metabolic process. The transcript has a single exon. Gene Ontology annotation, cellular component: cytosol; cytoplasm. The coding region runs from base 1 to 1551 and encodes 516 amino acids. The record is from RefSeq and is a predicted model, not a curated record.